UGGCUCCAUCGGGCAGGCUGGAAACGGCACUUGAAGGGACUAGAUCGGGUGUGGUUGCUAGACAUGGCGCAGACACCCAGCCACCACGAACGGGCACUGCAGGACGUGUGCUGGGCUGCUGAGAUGGUGAUUUGGAGAGCACAGCAGGUAUCCCACUCAGGGGUAGUAGGCAUGCCCGCCAUGAUGCACAUCAACCGACGCGAGUAUGGAACGACCAGCAACGAAAAGCCGUUCAAUGCCAGCCAGACGGAGCCGACGAUGAAGAAGUAUCGCACCGUGUGGCUCCAGAUUAUUGCGUACAUCUGGCGGACGUAUAAGCUCCCCAUCGUCCAGCCAGAUUCCAGUGACGAAGUGCAGGGCAGACGCCCACCAUACCGCUUGACGCGAGAGCAAAAGGCGUGCUUGGAGGAGAUGCAGGAUUUGACGGGUGAGGACGAGCCGCUGGAUGCAGAAGACGCCGAGGCGCUGCAGGACCAAGUGCUUGCAUUUAUGCUUGCGCUGCUAGAUCACAAGCUGGCCAGCAGCGAGUUUGAGACCGGCUUGAUCAGUGGCAUGGCU
Messenger RNA from Exserohilum turcica Et28A, 558 nucleotides. RefSeq lists its product as uncharacterized. Lineage: Eukaryota; Fungi; Ascomycota; Dothideomycetes; Pleosporales; Pleosporaceae. The record is from RefSeq and is a predicted model, not a curated record. The annotation marks the transcript as partial. The transcript has 2 exons.